Molecule: messenger RNA, 1200 nt
Organism: Sordaria macrospora k-hell
Lineage: Eukaryota; Fungi; Ascomycota; Sordariomycetes; Sordariales; Sordariaceae
Source: RefSeq, a predicted model, not a curated record
AUGACCCAGUCGUCUCGGUCGAACCACAGAGACAACAGGCGGCGCGAGUAUCACCAACUACCCGGUAGGCCAGACUCGUCGUCAUAUAUGUCCCAUAGAGACUGGAACGAAAGUCAAAUCGGCCACUUCACCAACACUGUCGCCUCUCCCGCUCCCUCAGCGUACUCGAACACCACAAUAUGUGCCCCAACUGCUACAAUAGCGGCCUAUACGUCAAAUCAUCAUGGCCAGUUUGAGACCAUUUUCUCCCCGCACUCGACAACUAUCAGCGAUCCAGGUGAAUACCAGUUCUCUUCGAGGCUAAGGCAGGGCUCAGUGUCAUCUAUGCCGCCCCUUGAUUAUAACCCCAGCCGGGUUGGGCUCUUUACUAAUGCUGUCCCUUCUCCUGCCCUUUCUGCAUGCACGCUGAACACCACUAUCAGCUAUCUCCCUUCUUCGGUGGCAGCUUACGCGCCAACAGUGCAACGUUCGACGUAUGCAAUGGAUUCUUUUCCGCCGUUACCAGGCACCCAAACCGCGAGUUUCAAUCACUUAUCCGCAAGCGCAAGACCAGAGUCAUUAUCUUACAGUAACUAUCAAGGGAAUCAUGUUGGGCCUUCCAGUGGUACUCUCAACUCCCGCGUACGCCCGGCUUUAUCGUUGAACACCAGCUUACGCUCUGAUGCUUCAUCCGUUUAUUCCUUCAACAACACGAUCACUGCCCAUGUUCCCCUUUCCUCUUCACGGGACGACCAUGGGCAGUUUUCAGCCAGUGCUUCCAUCUCGCCGGCUCAACAACUCGCUCAUUCCGACCUCUCUCCAGUCUACGGUCAGGGAGAAGCACUCCUCAUCGGUCCCGGCCACUACAACUAUACUGGUGACUAUGGGAGUUAUGAGGGUAUGCCAACGAACAGUGUGAACAUCACAUACUCCCCUGCUCUUCAGUCGUACCUUGGUGGUACUGAACAGUAUCCGUCUUACACCUCCAACGAUAGCUACCCCACCGGGUACCAGUGUGACAAUGGCUUUGGUAGAAGUUUGGAUAUUGGGUCUCAGUCGACUACCAGUGGUCAUCACUUCAACCCGCUGAAUCAAGUCAACACGUUCAACACGAUCGCUGUCCCAUCACCAACAGCACUUGCCAGAGAAGCAUUGGCCGCAAUGGGCUCCAUGGCAUCUUGCCCCUAUUCUGAGCAGGAGUCAGAAGGAUAUUCUGGUUGA